CAUAGCAUGACGUGGUGGAUGCGAUUGCCACCGAGCCGCCUCUUCUGCCAGCUAUCAAGGGAUCGAGUGUCAGCAUGCCAUAGCUCAUAGACGGCGUCGUCACCCUCUACUUGUACUUGACUUGAAAGCCUCGAAUUUCGCACCUCUGAACAUAUGUCUGUCACGCUACUUUCGGAGGAGACCAAAAAGACACAAAACUUGCAACUUCUUACUCUGAAACAUGGUCAAAACCGGGUCAUGGUUGGACGGCACAGGUCGUAUAAUCUCAUGCUUAACGCUGCCUCCAAACAUUUCCCAAGCAUUGCGAGUGACAUGGUCAGGUUGCAGACAAAUGAACUCGAUGUUUGCGAAGGCCACUAUGUAGACAUCACGGCUGAAAUAUGGGCCGAUGUCAUUGACUUACUUGAGGUCGUCGAGGUGACUAAGCGUGAAGUCGACGAAGAAAACAGCUCCAAAGUCACUAUCAAAGUUGUUUUUCCAUCUGGCAAGAUUCAGACUACUGAAGUCUCGACGGAAUUGCGGGUGGACAAACUUAUUGCUGAUGCUAGUCAGACAUUAAUGGGAACAUCGGGAGAGUGUCCCACUAAAAUCAGAGCACUUCACUCCAAGGAUGGGAGAUUGGGUGGGCUAGCGAUGCGUGGAAACCGGAGUAUCGGAUCGUACAGCAUCAAAGAUGGUCACUCCAUCAUUCUUCGAGUUCGAGAGCCUUCUCGUUGUAAAAAGCCAGUCAUUUAUGUAUACUCGCCCUCCGAUAUCGAUGUUUCUGUCAAGCUCUCCCUCAUUCCUGAGUGGAGCCUCUCUGUUAUCUAUCCCGUUGUUGCCACGGAAGACCAUGGACAGCGUUUAGAAUGGAAUGUCCGCACCCAUCAAGACGGAAGUCUGACGGAACAUAAUUCUGGUUUAGAUGUGUCGUACUUGUUCUGGGAGGCGGAGACGAAUUCGCAAGCAUUUCCCCAGUCGCACGCAUCCAAACCGCAACCGGUGGAUACGUUCAGUCCUAUAUCCAGCAGUCUCGAUGAUAUGGAUUCAAUCGUCAUUCCAGUGGACAAAGCAACUGUUUACCUCGAUAAAUCACUCAAGGUUUUGGGACUUCACACCGAAGCUAGAACAUCAUUCAUAACCCGUGGUAGCUACUGGCUACCAUCUAUCCUUAAGCACGAAUACAUUGCCCUCCGAUUCGUCCCUCAAGCGGCAUACGAACGCGCCGCUUCCUUAAGCAUUUCUCCGCAGCCUGACGUCGUGACUCGCGUAUUCAUGCUGUUCAGAGGUGUCUCUAAGGAGCUUUUAGCAAAUUGGUCUAACGCCCAGAUGCAAGCAGAGAAAGACGUUAUUUGGUGGGCGAAUGUAGUUGGAGUGGAUCUUGCAAGGGCCGGUGAUAUGGACUUUGUUCAGGGUGUUAGAAUGGGGCGGGAUGGAGGUUCUCAUCUGAUAUUCUAUCAGAUUACUCAACUUUGUGUAGGCGGUAUCAACAAUCCUCUCCCGUACCUGUUCCUUGAGGUAUGGAGACAUGAUAUCAUAGAAUACUGAUGCUGACAGGUCACCCGGCAAACACAUAUUUGAGAAGUUUUUUUGUGGGUACAAAUAUAUGCAAACU
This is a messenger RNA of Suillus subalutaceus, 1594 nucleotides long. RefSeq lists its product as uncharacterized. The record is from RefSeq and is a predicted model, not a curated record. Lineage: Eukaryota; Fungi; Basidiomycota; Agaricomycetes; Boletales; Suillaceae. Bases 154 to 1527 code for a protein of 457 amino acids. The transcript has 5 exons.